This is a messenger RNA of Mycena citricolor, 3426 nucleotides long. The record is from the annotation of a GenBank genome assembly. NCBI's taxonomy places the organism in Eukaryota, Fungi, Basidiomycota, Agaricomycetes, Agaricales, Mycenaceae.
GGGGUCCAUCUAUCCCAUCAUCCACCAUCGCAUUUGCACCGGCCGUCUCCUUUUCGCUCGUUUCCUUGCACGACAACUCAUAGUCGGAGCUCCACCCGCGUCCAAGAUCUCUUUAAUAGACGGGCAAGAACGAAGGAUCUACCGCGGACAUUCUGAAAGAGGGGUCUCUCGACAAGCGCAGACGAAGAUGGACUUGUCGCUCGCAAUGAACGCCAGUACGGAAUCCCUCGCGUCCAACUCAUCCUCCCACUCGCACAACUCGGUGCACUCGAACCCCCUCCCAUCAUCCUCUUCGUCGGCCGCCGCUGCAUCGCAUUCGCAUCCCCUCGCCCACCAUGCGCACACUCUGCCAGCUAUCCCCAUCUGCCGCCCAUCGCUCUCGCUCACCUCCUCCAUGGGGCUCAACUCCGGGCUGGACGACUCCUCGGAACACACCGCGAAACCGGGCAACGCCCACGUCCACACGGCGUUCCACUCCCAGUCUCUGCCGCUGCCGCAUGCGCGCGGGCACGGAGAGCAGCGGCUGCUCGCCAUGGGCGACGGAGUGGGGUCGGACGAGGAUGCGCGGAUGCAGCAGUACCUGAACGGCAUGCCGGCCGAGUCAACGGCGCAUGAUGCCACCAUGAACGGCGCCUUGAGCCGGCCCUUGUCCAACGUCGAAGCGGAGCGUCUGACGUAUCUGGACCGCCUGAAGUUCUUCCUCGCGACGGCGCCGAGUCGGUGGGAUGUGGAGGAUGAAAGCGUUCCCCAUCUCGGGCACACUAACUCCAACCCAAUUACAUCGACGUCGCACCCGGCGCUGAACCGCUUCUUGCUACCGACUCAAGAGUAUGUGAGCUGCGUGCUGUGGAACGGACUCUUCCAUAUCACGGGGACGGAUAUCGUACGGGCCUUGGUGUUCAGAUUCGAGGCUUUCUCGAGACCUGUACGCAAUAUGAAGAAGUUCGAGGAGGGCGUGUUCUCGGACCUGAGGAACUUGAAACCAGGGACGGAUGCUUGUCUAGAAGAGCCCAAGUCGCCUUUCCUCGAUCUGCUCUUCAAGUAUCAGUGCAUUCGGACACAGAAGAAGCAAAAGGUUUUCUAUUGGUUCUCUGUCCCCCAUGACAGGCUCUUCUUGGAUGCGCUUGAGCGAGAUUUGAAACGAGAAAAGAUGGGCUUGGAACCUACCACCCAGAUCACGGGCGAGCCGGCACUGUCUUUCACAUACGACUUGAAAAAGUCGCUCUACGAGCAGUUCGUGCUCAACCGGGGAAAUGCCGGCAAUACAGGCAGGGAUGAGUCUCCGGCCCCCGGAUCGAGGGCAGCAUCUGUCGCGUCUUCGCAUUCGCAUCAUUCUUCUGCGUCAGAGAGUGGACCGACGCCCUUCUUUGCGACGAUGUUCUCACUCUUCGAGGGCAGCCCAUCGUAUAAGCAACGGAGGAAGAAGACCGCUGGAAAGGCGCCGUCCUCAAAUCUAGGGCCUGGAGGACAGUAUGAGGAAGAGGAACGGAGGGGACGUACGACGGGGAGGGGGUAUCCUGGCAUGGGCCCCGAGCAGUCAACUCCUCUGAGCGCAGCGGACAUGUUCAUCAAGCAGGCGAAGGGACAGCUCGAUGCACCGCCGUACGGUCGAUACGAGAACCCCCAUGUGCAGGCUCUCCAGCAUCAUCAACGCGCGCUAGCCGGCUUCGAUCAACCACACGCCCAUGGGCUUAGUCACGAAGAUGCAAUGCGGGAGGCGUAUGCUGCCAACCAGCAACAAGCAGCGGCCGCCGCGGUUCAAGCUGCCCAAGUGCAAGCGGCUGCUGCUGCCGCGGGUUCUCCCGGAUACGGCGCCACGUCGUUCCCCGCGGGAUAUAAUGCCAGCGGGAUGGAGCUCAAGACGAAAGCGUUCGUGUGUCCGCUGUUUUCGUGUGGCCGGCUCUUCAAGCGGAUGGAGCACCUGAGACGGCAUCUGCGCACGCACACGAUGGAACGGCCGUUUGCUUGUCAGCGAUGCAAUAAGCGAUUCUCGAGGAGCGAUAAUCUCAACCAGCACGUGCGAACACACCUGCGAACGGACGGGAUCCCUGGGGCAGCUGAGGGGUGGGCUGCGAGCGCGAGUGGUGGCGAGGACGAUAUGGAUGACAGCGGCGGGGACGGCGAAGAGAUCGACGAGCUGGCUGGUGACGAUGAUUCCAACGGCAUCGGCAUCGGCGCCGGCUUGGGCAUGUUCGGUGGAUCGCACGGACUCGCCAUGGGCAUGGGCAUGGUGAAUGCCCCUGGAGGCCCAGGAUUCGUUCCUGGCCAAAACUUGGACAUGCAGAUGUGCGAGGUGGAGGUUCCUGUGAGCGACGUGCAGGAGGUCACUGGUGACGAGGAGGGCCUGAUGAUGCGCACGACCGGCAACAAGUACAAUAACGGCUACAGCGACGAUGGGCAGUGGGCGAUGAGGUCUGCGAGUCCGGCGUAUAGUACGAUGAGCGUGCCAUCCUCGCCACCUCCAUCAUUGACGCGUACGACGGCCCAGUACCCGGCCUCGCGGCACCACCACACGUCGUCGAAUGGGUCCAUGUACGACGACUACGUGACCUCGAUUUCGGCACCGUCCCAUAAGCAGGCGUUCGAUCAUAGCUCGCUCUAUCCGCCGGGGAUGAUGGUCGACUCUAAUCCGGGACCCAUUCGGAGGCACCGGAGCAUGACGCCGUCUUUGGUUCGCGGGGGAGAGUCGAUUCGGCGUCCCCUGACCUCUAACAGCGGCGACUUCGUCGGGUCCCCUGGGCGGGGAUACCACCCCUACGCAUAUAGCGGCAGUGGCAACUCGAAUUCUGGAUCCAGAGCAGGCAGCACGCACUCCAGCCCUUCGUUCAACAACAUCCCCCUUGCGUCGGAUUAUGGCCUGCGGCGGUCAGAGUCCCGGAACUCGAAUCUGAGCAGCAGCAGCGACAUGCAUAUGAUGGACGCGCAGUUCUCUGGGCAGGAGUUUCUGCGGUCCGAGUCGCCUGCGGGCACUUUCAUCACGAACUCUCCGCGGCCGUUUACGAGCUCGCCGGGGCUGUACACGUCGGAGUUGCCGUAUGAGACGAAUUCAUAUCCGCAUCACUCGCAGACUGUGCCGGCGCAGUUUGACAAAAGCCUGUUCGUGGCGGACUUUAGCUCGAACGCCAGUGAUGGCUAUGUCGGGGGCGGUGGUGGUGGGUAUCCGCAUCCCCAGCAUGUCAGUACUAUCUAAUCAUGUAUUCACUAAAACCACCCACCUGUACGCUCGCUAUCGAUGUAUUGACCUCUCUUGUCGUAGUAUAAUUGCUUCUUCUUGCUCAUAUCUAUUCCAACUAUUUAUUGUUUUGAUUCUAUCUACGACGCCUAUUACUUACUACUAGCCCUUAUUUUGUGUUUAUAACAGUAGUGCAUAAUCAAGGCAUCCGGCGGGUUUGGUUCGCCACACAAGUGGAUUGUCAGCAGCACGUG